Molecule: messenger RNA, 2173 nt
Organism: Tupaia belangeri chinensis (Chinese tree shrew)
Lineage: Eukaryota; Metazoa; Chordata; Mammalia; Scandentia; Tupaiidae
Gene: COMP
Product: cartilage oligomeric matrix protein
Exons: 19
Coding region: 1-2112 (703 amino acids)
Biological process (GO): cell adhesion
Cellular component (GO): extracellular region
Molecular function (GO): calcium ion binding
Source: RefSeq, a predicted model, not a curated record
AUGGACGUCCGGCUGGGACACUUCCGCCUCCUCGACCCCGUCAAGGAGAUCACGUUCCUGAAAAACACGGUGAUGGAGUGUGAUGCGUGCGUGCGGCCUCUACCCUACUGUGCUCCGGGCUCCUGCUUCCCUGGCGUGGCCUGCACCCCGACGGCGAGUGGCGCGCGCUGCGGCCCCUGCCCCGCGGGCUUCACGGGCAACGGCUCGCACUGCACGGACAUCAACGAGUGCAACGCCCACCCCUGCUUCCCUCGCGUCCGCUGCAUCAACACCAGUCCGGGGUUCCGCUGUGAGGCUUGCCCGCCUGGGUACACUGGCCCUACCCACGAGGGUGUAGGACUGGCGUUCGCCAAGGCCAACAAGCAGGUCUGCACGGACAUUAACGAGUGCGAGACCGGGCAACAUAACUGCGUCCCCAACUCCGUGUGUAUCAACACCCGGGGUUCCUUCCAGUGUGGCCAGUGCCAGCCGGGCUUCGUGGGUGAUCAAGCGUCAGGCUGCAAGCGGCGCUCACAACGCUUGUGCCCCGACGGGACGCCUAGCCCAUGCCACGAGAAGGCAGACUGCAUCCUGGAACGCGAUGGCUCGCGGUCGUGCGUGUGCGCCGUCGGCUGGGCAGGCAACGGGCUCCUUUGUGGUCGCGACACCGACCUGGACGGCUUCCCAGACGAGAAGCUACGCUGCUCCGAGCGUCAGUGCCGCAAGGACAACUGCGUGACGGUGCCCAACUCAGGGCAGGAAGAUGUGGACCGUGAUGGCAUCGGAGACGCCUGCGACCCGGAUGCAGAUGGAGACGGGGUCCCCAACGAAGAGGACAACUGUCCCCUGGUGCGGAACCCAGAUCAGCGGAACACAGACAAUGACAAGUGGGGAGAUGCGUGCGACAACUGCCGGUCCCAGAAGAAUGACGAUCAGAAGGAUACAGAUAAUGAUGGCCGGGGUGAUGCCUGUGACGAUGACAUCGACGGCGAUAGAAUCCGAAACCCAGUGGACAACUGUCCCAGGGUGCCCAACUCAGACCAGAAAGACAGUGACGGUGACGGUGUAGGGGAUGCCUGUGACAACUGCCCUCAUAAGAGCAACGCAGACCAGAGGGAUGUGGACCACGACUUUGUAGGAGAUGCAUGCGACAGCGACCAAGACCAGGACGGGGACGGCCACCAGGACUCGAGGGACAACUGCCCCACAGUGCCAAACAGUGCCCAGCAGGACUCAGACCGUGAUGGCCAGGGUGACGACUGUGAUGACGAUGAUGACAAUGACGGAGUCCGGGACAAUCGAGAUAACUGCCGCCUGGUCCCCAACCCAGGCCAGGAGGACACAGACAGGGAUGGCGUGGGCGACGCGUGCCAGGGUGACUUUGAUGCGGACAAGGUGGUGGACAAGAUCGAUGUGUGUCCGGAGAACGCCGAGGUCACCCUCACCGACUUCCGGGCCUACCAGACUGUCGUGCUGGACCCCGAAGGGGAUGCACAGAUUGACCCCAACUGGGUGGUGCUCAACCAGGGGAUGGAAAUUGUGCAGACGAUGAACAGCGACCCCGGCCUGGCUGUGGGCUACACGGCCUUCAACGGUGUGGACUUCGAGGGCACAUUCCACGUGAACACGGCCAUGGAUGACGACUACGCCGGCUUCAUCUUUGGCUACCAGGACAGCUCCAGCUUCUACGUGGUCAUGUGGAAGCAGAUGGAGCAGACGUACUGGCAAGCCAACCCCUUCCGUGCGGUGGCCGAGCCUGGCAUCCAGCUCAAGGCGGUGAAGUCCUCCACGGGGCCCGGGGAACAGCUGCGGAAUGCUUUGUGGCACACGGGAGACACGGCGUCCCAGGUGAAGCUGCUGUGGAAGGACCCCCGCAACGUGGGCUGGAAGGACAAAACGUCUUACCGCUGGUUCCUGCAGCACCGGCCCCAAGUGGGGUAUAUCAGGGUGCGGUUCUACGAGGGCCCCGAGCUGGUGGCCGACAGCAACGUGGUCUUAGACACAACCAUGCGUGGUGGCCGCCUGGGGGUCUUCUGCUUCUCUCAGGAGAACAUCAUUUGGGCCAAUCUGCGCUAUCGCUGCAACGACACCAUCCCCGAGGACUAUGAGACCCAGAGGCUGCGGGGAGCCUAGGGACCAGGGUGGGGGACCCAUGGGGAGGGACGGGAGAGGACAAAAUAAAGUGUGUGUGUGG